Molecule: messenger RNA, 563 nt
Organism: Colossoma macropomum (tambaqui)
Lineage: Eukaryota; Metazoa; Chordata; Actinopteri; Characiformes; Serrasalmidae
Gene: s100a11
Product: S100 calcium binding protein A11
Exons: 3
Coding region: 87-422 (111 amino acids)
Cellular component (GO): perinuclear region of cytoplasm
Molecular function (GO): transition metal ion binding; calcium ion binding
Source: RefSeq, a predicted model, not a curated record
AGGAGGGGGUUUGGCUUGGGAAAAAUCUCGUUUUCCGCUGAGCUGUGCUUUAGAGUGAAGAGAAUAAAAGAGGAGGUGGUAAAGAGAUGGAACACGUCUUCAUGCUUCGUAUAACGCAACAGUACUCAGUCCAUUCAAAAUUCGCUGGCCCUUUCAACAUGGAGUCUGCGAUUAAUGUGCUGGUCAGCCAGUUCAAGGCUUAUGCUGGCAAAGAUGGCUCUUCACACACCCUCAGCAAAGAUGAAUUCCAAAGCCUCGUGGCGACACAGCUACCAAACCUUGUCAAGAAUGCCACUGAUCCAGCUGUGAUUGACCAUCUCAUGGGCUCAUUGGACGAGAACAAUGAUGGCGAACUGACUUUCAGUGAGUUCUGGCAGCUGAUUGGCAAGCUGGCGAGCAAGCACGCCGGCUACAGCCAAUAAGGUUACAGGAAAACGAUUUGAAAUAUGCCACUGAUGCUCAAGCAGGCAGGUCAAACAGAAACUUGGGACUUUCUGGAGUUUAGUUAACCAUUGGCCAAGUCAGAUGACACGAAAUAAAAGAAGUUAUUGUUUUAUUCCCAA